Molecule: messenger RNA, 1099 nt
Organism: Chanos chanos (milkfish)
Lineage: Eukaryota; Metazoa; Chordata; Actinopteri; Gonorynchiformes; Chanidae
Gene: fam47e
Product: family with sequence similarity 47 member E
Exons: 7
Coding region: 272-1099 (275 amino acids)
Biological process (GO): transcription initiation-coupled chromatin remodeling
Cellular component (GO): chromatin
Source: RefSeq, a predicted model, not a curated record
CGGACUUGACGAUUUUAGAAAUGGACGUCCAAAAUAUAUUCCCAACCAGGGCAUUUUUCUUCAAACUGACGGUGGUACGUCCCCUGUAAUUUUCGGAAGGACAAGUAGCGAACGUGCCUCCGUGAAGACACCAAAGAAACGCUUUAUUAAACAGCAGGCCUGUCUCUCCAAACUGAACCCCCAGCAACAAGCGCAGCGUCAACAUGUUGACGCCGUGGAGCACACAUUAACCCAACACCCCCUUGCCCUUUAUCCCCAUCUGGAGAGCGGUAUGUCACCUGAGCUGUUUGAUGAGGUGUUGUCUGUUCUGGACCCAGAUAUGUGUAUAAAGUCAGAAGAGACUUUGCCACAAAAACCACAUGAGGAGGGCCCAUUGCCCUGUGAAAGCAUAACAGAGCAGUCAGCAGCAGAGAGUGAGAGACUGUCCCUCCAUACAACGAUAGAACAAGACAGCCUGAAAACCUGCAGUCAAAAGAAUCCUUUCAUACUGAAGGAGAAUGGAGGGAAAAGUGCCAAAGAUGACCAGAUAGAUGAAGUGGACUCAUUGUAUGAAGAUGAGGAUCUUAAGAAGGUUACCAGGCUCUUUUGUGAAUGGGCAGCUUCGCUGGGUGGAGAGGACAACCUGACAGAAUCCAAAAUUCUAGGCAUGUUCACCAGUGGCCAUGAGAGGAAACCACCGCUGUCCUUCCCCAUCGAAGUGGUGGAACCCAACCAAAUUCCGCCAGAGCUCCGCAGCUCCACUGAGGACAUGAGCUCCACGCUUCCCUGCUCUUCGAAGGAGGCCGAGUCAGAGAAGGUUCACAGAUCUACCAAAAAGAUGAAAUAUGGCGUGUGGUACUUGGAUCCUAAAACAUGGAAGGAGGCGCGUGACCCUCUGAGAGAUGAUGCUGAGGAGGUCGGCGGGAAGCUCAGUGACAAGGAUGAGGAACUGAAGCAAAUGUAUGGGACUCAAGCAUUCAAGACAUUCCUAACAAACAAGGGGCUGAGAUGGCCCGGGUUUCUUAGGUCACUCUUCCCAGAGGAGGAAGAAGUGAAGAGAGCCAGAAAAAACGAUACAGCAGGUUCGGCAUCGACACACAAAGACACCGUGGUCCUUUAG